Molecule: messenger RNA, 765 nt
Organism: Effrenium voratum
Lineage: Eukaryota; Dinophyceae; Suessiales; Symbiodiniaceae
Source: the annotation of a GenBank genome assembly
AUGGGCGAGUUCCACGGCCUCGCGCUGUCCGCCUCGGGGCGGGCCUUCUGCUGGGGCCAGGAGCAGGGCCCGGAGCUGGUGCUCGCUCAGACCACGAUGAAGGAAUCCAAAAUGCGCCUGCCGAGGAGCCUCGGCCUGAACCAGCCCACCCCUCGGGCGCUGGACCUGCUGCCGGUGACCGCCGUGGCGGCGGGCGGUUACCACAGCGCGGUCAUCACCCAGGAUGGCCGCCUUUGGACCUGGGGUAGCAACGACUACGGGCAGCUGGGCCUCGGCCUGGCGCGGGAGCUUCUGCCUGUGGCGCCGCAGCCGCGGCCCGUGGAGCUGCCAGGCCGUGCCUGGCGCGUCUCGCUGGGCGGGGUCCACAGCGCCGUCAUCGACGAAGACCGGCGGCUCUACACCUUCGGGAGCAACCGCAAAGGGCAGUGCGGCCAGGGCGAGGCGCAGCAGCUGGUGGCGCCGGAGCCGUUGGCGUUGCCCAAGGAGCGCCCCGUGCGCGCCGCCGCCUGCGGAGGUUUCUUCUCCUUCUUCGAGGCUGAGGGCCCGGGGAAUGAGCUCUACGCCUGCGGCUGGGGAAAGGACGGAUCUGGAAAGCCGGUCGGGUCUCAACCGCCGCCAAGGGAGGCACCGAGUCCAUACUCGAACCGCGCCACUGUCGGGGCGCACAUAUGCGGAGCGAAGCAAGAUGCCUUGGGCGCCCCAGACAUCCUUGAGUACCUGCAGAAACCAGGUAAUGCGCUGAGCGUUGGGGGCUACUACAAGUGA